AAAAUAAAAUAAAAUAAAAUAAAAAUACACAAAUUACCGUUUCGUCUUCGCCAUUGAGUCUCUGUGUCGCUAGAUUUUCUUGAUUGGCACCUCCGCACCUCGCUGCUCUAUCUCCGCGGCACCUUAAACCAUCAAUCACCCUAAACCUUCACCUAUUCUGCCUCCCAAUCUUUGCUCACAUUACUAUAUUGGUGCAAUUAUUUUUGGAAAUUACAUGUAUGGAGACUGGAGUAUAAGAUAAUGGGGAAACGAAAAAGAAGGGCUGAUAAAAUUAAAGCACCAUCGCAUCUAGACAUCAUACCAUAUGCACCUCCCGGGGGUCUGCAGUCCAAACAGAGACCUUUUGACCAAGUUGAAAGCAAUGCAUCACAGGCGCUUCUCAUGGAUGCUCCGGAUAGUUCUCUUAAGAGAUCACCAGGUCACGAAUCACCUCAUCAUCAGAAUCAUGGCUCCAGCCGUAGAAUAUUGUUGAGGCAUUCUCGUCAUCCCUUUGGUCGCCACUACUCUAGACGAAGCUCUAGUAACUAUUCAGAUGCAUCUCCUUCUAAUUGGAAGGCUUUGCCUGUUUAUGAUUCUAAGCUGUCCUUCAAAUCAGAAAGUAAAGAUCUCUCAGCCUUCCAGUAUAGAGGGAGCAGGAUAUUUCAAAAACCUGAGCGGAUAAGGUCAAGUUCAUUGGUGGAGAAUUCAAUAUGGGGAGAUGUAAGGAAGAUGGAAUGCAGGAUAUGCCAGAAGUCUCUGAGGAAGCAUCCCUUCAUGUUCGAGAUUCUUCAUCUACUGAUCUCUCUGUUGUGGCAGUUCUAGUUUGCGGCCAUGUAUAUCAUGCCGAGUGCCUGGAACAGAAAACACGCCAUGAAGAUAUCCGGGACCCGCCAUGUCCGCUGUGUGUAAGUCAGACAUGAUAUGUUGUCUAAAUAGAAUAGAAGUUGUGCUAAAGGUAUUAUGACAUGAUGUAUAGGAAAUCAGCCUCUGGGAUUUGAAUUUGGUUUGACUUAAUGUAUAGAUUAGGUGCCUCUAUCAGGCCUCUUUACCGCUAAUGUAACACUGGUUUUGCAACCUUUCGGUAUAGUCUCUAACAAAGUCGUGAUCUUCAUUUU
Molecule: messenger RNA, 1094 nt
Organism: Salvia hispanica
Lineage: Eukaryota; Viridiplantae; Streptophyta; Magnoliopsida; Lamiales; Lamiaceae
Source: RefSeq, a predicted model, not a curated record